UCGUGUUGCUGUCGAAUGUGACUUGGGGUUGUAUGUGAAAGUGAUCCGAUGUGAAAUAUUCAUAAUUAAUUCCAUUCUUUUCUUGAAAAUUACCGGCCUUCAGGACAGCACAAACAAAAACGUUCUUGGAUUGUGUUGUAUACAAGAACUAUUUUUGGAUGCGAUAUUUCUCUAAUUUUCAAAUUCUGCUUCAGAAUAAAUUAUCGUGGUAAGCUUAGUUAGGCUUAAUCGUAACGUAGCUCAUUUAUUUCUAUUCUAAAUUUAAAGUACAAUCACAACCGCUGUUACAAUUGGCAGUAGUUAUUAAUAAUCAGCAUUUAGUAUUGGAAGUAACACAAUAACACUGUUACCACGGCUUCACUCUUUGAUAUUCAUAUUUGAUUCGACUUUUUCUCAGUGUUCAGCAGGUGUAAAGAGAGGUCAUCAACUUCACAACGCAAGUACUACUAGUAGUACGACCAGUGAAUUAGGCCUGCUUGUGUUACUUUUGUGGAGUUGUUGAGAAGUAACGACGUUAGCAUAGCCUAGUCAUAGAUGGAGGAAUCAAGUGCUGAUAGAAAUGUUGAAGUUUGGAAAGUUAAAAAGUUAAUUAAAAGCUUAGAAGCUGCAAGAGGAAAUGGAACGAGCAUGAUAUCCCUUAUCAUCCCUCCCAAGGACCAAAUUUCACGAGUCUCAAAAAUGUUAGCUGAUGAAUUUGGAACGGCCUCUAACAUUAAAAGCCGAGUCAACCGACUGUCGGUGCUCGGUGCCAUCACUUCAGUACAACAAAGGUUAAAGCUCUACAAUAAAGUUCCUCCAAAUGGUCUUGUCAUCUACUGUGGAACAAUUGUAACAGAAGAAGGCAGGAAAAAAAAGGUCAAUAUUGACUUUGAACCAUUCAAGCCCAUCAAUACCUCUCUAUACUUAUGUGACAACAAAUUCCAUACAGAGGCCCUCUCAGCAUUGUUAGCAGAUGAUAACAAAUUUGGAUUUAUCGUUAUGGAUGGUAACGGAGCUCUCUUUGGAACUCUUCAGGGAAAUACUCGAGACGUCCUACACAAGUUUACUGUUGACUUACCUAAAAAACAUGGUCGUGGUGGACAGUCAGCACUUCGAUUUGCCAGGUUAAGAAUGGAAAAAAGACAUAAUUAUGUUCGGAAAGUGGCCGAAGUAGCAACCCAACUUUUCAUCUCCAACGACAAGCCUAACAUUGCUGGUCUUAUUUUAGCUGGAUCGGCAGACUUUAAAACAGAACUUAGCCAGUCUGAUAUGUUUGAUCCUAGGCUACAAGCUAAGAUUCUAAAGCUUGUGGAUGUCUCGUAUGGAGGAGAGAAUGGGUUUAACCAAGCCAUUGAACUUUCAACAGAAGUACUUGCCAAUGUAAAAUUUAUCCAGGAGAAGAAACUAAUAGGUAUGGAAACAGGAGUUGAGCUGGAGCUGGUAGAUUCAAUACCGCUACUUGAGUGGCUAGCAAACAAUUACAAAACCUUUGGUGCAACGUUGGAGAUCAUCACAGAUCGUUCACAAGAAGGGUCACAAUUUGUGAAAGGAUUCGGUGGCAUUGGAGGACUUCUACGAUAUAGAGUGGACUUUCAGGUGCUAGACCUCACGGACGGAUUUGAUGACUUUGAUCUGGAUGCCUUGUAAGCUGAUUAUUGUCAUGUGAUCAUGGCGGUGUGGGCUAACUUACUUUGAAAUUCCAGAAACAAUUUGGCCCAAUAGGAAGGACUCCUUCAUGAUUACUGUAUGCAACAGGUGGCGCCUUAUUUUACAGGGGCACGUGAAGACGCAGCAAACAGUUAAUGCCUAAUUUACCAGUGGUUGUGGGCUCAUAUUUUUAUAUAUAAAAACAAAAAAGCAUGAAAACACACCCAUUUUUCCAGAAAGUUCAACAAGAAUCAGAUAAAUGAUUUUCUUACCUAGUUCAUGAGUUUUAAAUGAAGAGCCGUGGAAUUCAGGAAAAAUCAGUAACCAUGACUAUUAAGAUGCUGUUUUUGGUACAAGCCUUUGGUAUUUGAUGAUGAAUUAUUCUUAUCCUUUUGUAAAAAUAUUCAAAAAGAAAAAUUUUUUGAAUUAAUUUGUUUUAUUUCUCUACAACUGUGCAUCUAUACCAGGUAAUGAUGAAUCUAAGCCCUUUAGGUUGAUUUUCAACCAAAGCCUUGCACCAGAAACAUCUGUGGACAACCUUUUGGUUGAAUAAAAGUAUUUUGGCCCUGGUGGAGAUGAAUCAGUCAUGUACAUUUCAGCUACUGUACAAUAAACUGUGGAGCCGUGAACUUGUAA
Messenger RNA from Limulus polyphemus (Atlantic horseshoe crab), 2262 nucleotides. Its product is annotated as eukaryotic peptide chain release factor subunit 1. Gene Ontology annotation, biological process: cytoplasmic translational termination. The record is from RefSeq and is a predicted model, not a curated record. Gene Ontology annotation, cellular component: translation release factor complex; cytosol. Gene Ontology annotation, molecular function: sequence-specific mRNA binding; translation release factor activity, codon specific. The transcript is spliced from 10 exons. Bases 535 to 1626 code for a protein of 363 amino acids. Lineage: Eukaryota; Metazoa; Arthropoda; Merostomata; Xiphosura; Limulidae.